Molecule: messenger RNA, 12195 nt
Organism: Haplochromis burtoni (Burton's mouthbrooder)
Lineage: Eukaryota; Metazoa; Chordata; Actinopteri; Cichliformes; Cichlidae
Gene: dnah12
Product: dynein, axonemal, heavy chain 12
Exons: 74
Coding region: 157-12078 (3973 amino acids)
Biological process (GO): microtubule-based movement
Cellular component (GO): dynein complex
Molecular function (GO): ATP binding; minus-end-directed microtubule motor activity; dynein light intermediate chain binding
Source: RefSeq, a predicted model, not a curated record
UAACUGUUUCUAUGGUAACGACGCCGUUAAAGCUUCACAAGUCGGUUCAGAGACUAAAUUGCGAUUAUUUAUGAGUAAACUAAGCAAAGCGUAAAUGUAUUGGAGGAACAAACAGGUGAAUCGACAGAUUUUCACUGCAGUUUCUUGCUGUCAGGAAUGGCCACCUCUCCCGGAGUGUUCAAAAACACACAGAAAAGGAUGUCCAACUUUCCAGUCCUGCCCCCUAUUGAAGGGGCACAACAGCUUGGAGAAAUUGAGCAAAUCAUAGCCAAGAAGGAGGAAAUAGCGGAGAAGGUAGCGGUCUCCAAGAAGCUGCUGAGACACAAAAGGAGCAAAAUGGAAGUAAAGCAACGCCUAAAGAUACUGUAUGUCUCUAAAGCAGCGGAGGAUUUAAGACAGAACAGAGAGAGGGGAGUUGUCCGCAGCUUGUCCCCAGAGCCACAGCUUCCACCUUCUAUGCUUAGUGAGCAACGGAAACAAAUGAUGAAUUACAACUUCCUUAAGCAGUGUGUGGAGAGACGCGAAUGUCCAGUUAUUCAGCAGCAGUGGUUAGACUCGAUUGUAGAUCGAGUCCCAGCAAGACUAAGAGGCAGCCCCGAGUCAGAAAAACUGCUGCAGGAGCUCUGCAAGGAAGUCAGCGACAAUUUCAAUAGUGUAAUUGUAAAGUACACAGUGGGCACAGUGUUAAAGAAUCCACAGGCAGAUGGAUUGAACUCAGAAAAACAGAGCGCUACACAACCAAAAAUUCUCAGCUUCUCCCGUCCAUGGCAUGAUAGUUUUAUCAGAAGCCGCAAGAUGAUAAAGGCAAACUUGCAUAUUCUUAAUCCUGUAAUGCAGACUCUGUUGGAUCUUGGAAACACAACAUUCUCUUCACUGGUCCUAAUUGAGCUUUCAUCAUACAGAGCUUCAGGACCCGUGGAUUCUAAGAGCCUACAGAACAAAAUGGCUGUGGAGUGUAAGAGGACAGAAGAUCGCAUCAUGAACACCUGGUUUCCCAAAGUCAUCCACCUUUUAACAAAUCAAGAAACUCUCAAGGGAGUUAAAGAGGAGAAAAUUGAUUCCUUUUACAAUUGUGCUUCCACCCUAAUUUCCAAUCAGCUGAAAUCUCUUCUUCAUGGAAGUGUGGAGGAGUUUGUCGGUGUAUUUGAUCCAAGCAAUCACCACCGCUUGCCCAUCUUUCGGAUGGCUUUAACCUUUGACGAUGAAAAGAUGGAAAUUUAUCCCGCCUUACAAGAUCUGGAAGCUGCUGUUCUUGACAUUCUAAGUGCCAUAACAAACACUUUUCAGAAAGUACAAACUGUCCAGUCGUGGCUGGCACAAAACACAUCUUUAUUUAUGGAUGCCAAGGUGACUGAUCAGAUCCAUGCUUGGGCUCAGGCCACCGUGAAGAGUGCUGUGCGCAGAAAUCUAGAGGAGCCUGACAAAUAUUUCCAGAACUAUGUUGACAGUUACGACUGGCUGGUUAAUGGAACUGCACAGGCUAAAGUAGAGACGUUUAUGGAAGAGGAACACUCUUUUGAUGAAUACACUAAGCAAGUGGAGGAGUUUCGUGCUCUGUCAAAGGAGAUUAUGAGCCUCCCAUCAAAAGCCCGCUUCACAAUGGUCCAUCUGGACUGUGAGGAGCUGAAACAAGGGCUUGCCAACAAAGCCAAAGCUUAUGCCGAAAUACUUCUGAAGAAAUUAGUCUCCAGGCACCAUGAACAAAAUCUAGAGAUUUGCUCUGAGUUUGAAAACAUCAGAAUGAGAGCUUUGAAAGUUCCAGAGAAUACAGAGGAAAUGGCUCAGAUGCUUGACUUUAUACAUGAAGCUAAGAGUAAAGGUCUUGCAGAGCUUAAUGAAAAAAUUAAGGAAGCAUGCUGCAGACUAAUCUACCUCUUGGAAGUCCACGUCAUUGAAGCAGAGGAUAUGGAGCUUAAUUCGACUGUUUUUCUCUGGCCACAAAACAUCCUUCAUACUUUUGAACUCAGUGAUGAGUUAAUGGAGAAGGCCAAGAAGAAAGGAGAGGAUGAGUUGGUUGCUAAAAGAGAAAAAUUAAUGGUGCAGCUUGAAAAGUUGGGACACAGGACUGAGGAGUUUAAAUUUCUCUCUGAGCUGGAAAUGAUGCAACAGUAUGUUGCGGAUGUCCGAAUAGUUCAGAAACUUCUCCACGAGGCUGAGGAGGCUAUUACACUCAUUAAUAAGGAAGAGGCCUUCUACAAGUGGGACCUGACAUGUUUCCCAGAAGUUGAGAUCAUCAAAGAGAAUAUCGAACCAUAUCAGAAGCUGUUUGGAUUUGUCCUGAACUGGCAGCGCACAGAGAGCAGGUGGAUGGAUGGCUCCUUCCAGGACCUUAAUGGUGAGACGAUGGAGGUAAAAGUGGAUGAAUUCUAUAGGGAAAUCUUCAAGAUGCUCAAGUUUUUCCAACAGAAAAAGAUUAAGGCUGCGCAAGAGAUGGAGAGGAUCUCUGAGAAGAGGCGACACCCUACUGAGGAUGAUGUGACAAAGGAAGAAAGCCCAACUAUCAGUUUGUGUUCGGCUGUAAUGGAGCAGAUUAAAAACUUUAAGAAACAUAUCCCCCUGGUGUCCAUCUUGUGCAACCCUGGCCUCAGAUCUCGCCACUGGACCCAGAUGUCACAGAUAGUUAGCUAUGAAAUCACCCCCAAUGGUGGUACAACACUACGGAAAGUUCUCAAGCAAAAUCUGACUCCAUACCUGGAAGACUUUGAGUCCAUCAGUGCUGCUGCCAGCAAAGAGUUUUCCCUUGAGAAGGCUAUGAAAACCAUGGUGGGCAUUUGGGAUAGUGUCUCCUUUCACCAUCAACCUUACAGGGAGACUGGCGUUUCCAUCUUGACCGCCUUAGAUGACAUUCAGACAAUGUUAGAUGACCAGAUUGUGAAGACUCAGACUAUGAGGGGCUCACCUUUCAUAAAGCCCUUUGAAAAUGAAAUCAAGCAAUGGGAGGAGCGUCUGCUUCGUAUCCAGGAAUCCAUAGAUGAGUGGCUGAAAGUACAAGCCCAGUGGCUUUACCUGGAGCCCAUCUUUUCAUCCAAGGACAUCAUGCAGCAGAUUCCAGAAGAGGGGCGACUUUUUCAAACUGUUGACAGGAACUAUAAAGAGGUUAUGAGGCAUUGUGUUAAGAACCCUAAGAUUCUCCCAGCAACCUCGCUACCUGGUUUGCUAGAGAAACUGCAAGAAUCCAACACCCUUCUUGAUAGCAUUAUGAAGGGCUUGAAUGCAUAUCUGGAGAAGAAACGUCUGUUUUUUCCUCGGUUCUUCUUCUUGUCCAACGAUGAAAUGCUGGAGAUUCUGUCUGAGACCAAGGAUCCACAGCGAGUGCAGCCACAUCUGAAGAAGUGCUUUGAGGGUAUUUCCAAACUAGACUUUCUUCCCAAUUUGGAUAUCCAGGCCAUGUAUAGCAGUGAAGGGGAGCGCGUUCAGCUCAUCCAGCACAUCUCCACGUCCGAAGCCAAAGGAGCUGUGGAGAAGUGGCUGAUUCAGGUGGAAGACGUGAUGCUUCGGAGUGUUAGAGAUGUAAUAGCCCGGUCCAGGGUGGCAUACGCUGAGACUCCACGGAGCCAGUGGGUCACGGAGUGGCCUGGGCAGGUGGUACUUUGCACCUCACAGAUUUUCUGGACAUUGGAGGUUCAUGAGGCUAUCAGAGCACACCCUAACGGUUUAAAGAACUACUAUCAGAAACUUCAGAGUCAGCUGAAUGACAUCGUAGAGCUGGUGAGAGGAAAACUGGCCAAGCAAACACGGAUUACUUUGGGAGCUCUGGUCACAAUUGAUGUCCAUGCCAGGGAUGUAGUCAUGGAGCUUAUUGAGAAAGGUGUAUCACAAGAAGCUGACUUUCAGUGGCUGGCCCAGCUUCGUUAUUACUGGAGUAGUGAUAAUGUUCGCGUUCGCAUAAUCAACUGUGAUGUUAAGUAUGCCUAUGAGUAUCUGGGGAACUCGCCACGCCUGGUCAUCACUCCUCUGACUGACAGAUGCUAUCGAACCCUGAUUGGAGCUUUCUACAUGAAUUUGGGUGGUGCACCAGAGGGUCCAGCUGGAACAGGAAAGACAGAGACAACUAAGGAUCUGGCUAAAGCACUUGCUGUGCAGUGUGUCGUCUUUAACUGUUCAGAUGGACUGGAUUAUCUGGCUAUGGGAAAAUUUUUUAAAGGUCUUGCUUCAUCUGGUGCGUGGGCCUGCUUUGACGAAUUCAACCGUAUUGAGCUGGAAGUGCUGUCUGUAGUGGCCCAGCAGGUUCUCUGUAUUCAAAGGGCCAUCGAGCAGAAGCUGGAGUACUUUGACUUUGAAGGGACCAUGCUCAAACUCAAUCCCAACUGCUUUGUGUCCAUAACAAUGAACCCUGGCUACGCAGGACGAUCAGAACUCCCAGACAACCUCAAGGUUUUGUUCCGAACAGUUGCCAUGAUGGUGCCCAACUAUGCACUUAUAGCUGAGAUAUCUCUGUAUUCAUAUGGCUUCUUAAAUGCCAAACCUCUCUCGGUGAAGAUUGUGAUGACCUACAGGCUUUGCUCAGAGCAGCUCUCCUCUCAGUUCCAUUAUGAUUAUGGCAUGAGGGCUGUCAAAGCUGUCCUUGUGGCUGCAGGAAACCUCAAGCUCAAGUAUCCCAAGGAGAAUGAGGACAUUCUGCUCCUGAGAUCCAUAAAGGAUGUUAAUGAGCCCAAGUUUCUCUCCCAUGAUAUUCCGCUGUUCAAUGGAAUCACCAGUGAUUUGUUCCCAGGCAUUUGCCUUCCCGAGGCUGAUUACCAGCUGUUUCUAGAGGCUGCUAAAGAAUGCUGCAAAAAUCACAAUGUACAGCCAACAGACGUUUUCAUACAGAAGAUGAUCCAGACCUAUGAGAUGAUGAUUGUUAGGCACGGAUUCAUGCUGGUGGGAGAGCCUUUUGCUGGAAAGACCAAAGUGCUACAUGUUUUAGCUGACACUCUGACUCUCAUGAAUGAGAGAGGACACGGCCAGGAGGAGAAAGUCAUCUUCAGGACGUUAAACCCAAAGUCAAUUACUAUGGGACAGCUGUUUGGACAGUUUGAUCUAGUUUCUCAUGAGUGGACAGAUGGGAUUGUGGCUAACACGUUUCGGGAGUUUGCAUCGGCUGACACUCCCGACCGUAAAUGGGUGGUGUUUGAUGGUCCAAUAGAUACACUAUGGAUUGAGAGCAUGAACACGGUGCUGGAUGACAACAAAAAGUUGUGCCUGAUGAGCGGUGAGAUCAUCCAGAUGUCAAGUCAGAUGAGUUUGAUUUUUGAAGCUAUGGAUCUAUCACAGGCCUCUCCAGCCACAGUCAGUCGAUGUGGUAUGAUCUACAUGGAACCAUCUCAGCUGGGCUGGAAGCCCUUGGUGCUCUCCUGGAUGAACACUCUUCUUGAUGAUCUUCAGACUCCAGACAACCGUUCCUUGUUACUGGAGCUUUUCCACUGGCUCCUGCCACCCGCUCUCACAAUGCUUCGAAAACAUUGCAGAGAAGUCGUUUCCAGGAGCAACAGCAACAUUGCGGUGUCUUUGUGUCGACUGUUUGAGAUGCUUCUCACUAAACCUGUGAAGACGGGUCAAAGUGAUAAAAAUAUCCGCUGCUGGAUAAUGGCAGCAUUUGCAUUCUCACUCGUGUGGUCUGUGGGUGGGAGCUGUGAUGCAGACAGUAGAGAGAAGUUUAGUAGCUUCUUCAGGUUGAUUGUUGCAGGACAAAAAAAAGAACAUCCUAUCCCUGAAACAGUGGGAAAAUGGGAGUGUCCAUUUGAGGAGAAGGGGCUAGUGUAUGACUAUUUCUAUGAGUUUAAAGGGAAAGGCAAAUGGUUUCACUGGAAUGAGGCCAUUAAAAACAUCAACCUGGGCGACAAAACCACCAAAGUGCAAGAGAUCAUUGUACCCACCAUAGACACAGUUCGCUACAACUACUUGAUGGAUCUUUGCAUCAACUACGAAGUUCCUUCCCUGUUUGUGGGUCCUACUGGAACUGGAAAAUCUGUGUAUGUGAAGGAAAAACUCAUGAAUAAUCUGGACAAAGACCAGUACCUACCCUUCUUCAUCAACUUUUCAGCCCGCACAAGUUCAAACCAAACUCAGAAUAUCAUCAUGUCCAGGUUAGAUAAGAGAAGGAAGGGCGUGUUUGGACCCCCCAUGGGAAAAAAGUGUAUCAUCUUUGUAGAUGACAUGAACAUGCCUGCACUGGAACAGUUUGGAGCACAGCCUCCUGUAGAGCUUCUUCGACAGUACAUAGACCACGGAAACUGGUAUGACCUGAAGGAUACCUCCAAGAUCACUCUUGUUGAUCUCCAGAUCAUCUCAGCUAUGGGCCCCCCUGGUGGGGGAAGGAAUGCUGUGACUUCACGCUUCUUGCGGCAUUUCAACAUUUUUAGCAUUAAUCCCUUCAGCGAUGACACCAUGGUUCACAUUUUCUCCAACAUUGUGUCCUUCUAUCUUAAAAACAAUCAGUUCCCACCUGAAUAUUUCACUGUUGGCAACCAAAUAGUGACAGCAACAAUGGAAGUCUAUAAGAAAGCCAUGGAGAACCUGCUUCCAACUCCAGCCAAGUCUCACUAUACCUUCAACCUGCGGGACUUUUCACGUGUUAUCCAAGGUUGCCUGCUGAUUAAGAAGGGAUCUCUGGAGAGCAAACGCACUAUGAUACGGCUUUUUGUCCAUGAGGUCUUCCGUGUCUAUUAUGACCGUUUGGUAGACGAUGACGAUCGAGUGUGGCUCUACACGCUGAUGAGCAGCAUUGUGAAAGAUCACUUUAAGGAAUCCUUUCACCAGGUCUUUGAUCACCUGAAACAAGGCAGCAAACUGGUUGAAGAAGACAUGCGAAAUCUUCUGUUUGGUGACUACAUGAAACCUGACCUGGAGGAUGAUGAGCGUUUGUAUGCUGAGGUGCCCUCAGUUGAAAACUUUGCCGUGGUGGUAAAGUCCUGUCUUGAAGAAUACAACCAGAUGCAUAAGAAUCGGAUGAACCUUGUCAUCUUCCGCUACGUCCUGGAGCACUUGUCCCGCGUCAGUCGUGUGUUAAAGCAGCCAGGAGGAAAUGCCCUCCUUGUGGGAGUGGGAGGAAGUGGACGCCAAUCCAUCACCCGUCUGGCCACAUUCAUGGCCCAUAUGACCAUGUUUCAGCCAGAGAUCUCCAAGAGCUACGGUAUGACUGAGUGGAGAGAUGACCUCAAGAUGUUGCUAAAAAAUGCUGGGGUGAAAGGACAGAAGACAGUGUUCUUGAUAACUGAUGCUCAGAUCAAAGAUGAAGCUUUUCUAGAAGACGUGGACAGUGUCUUGAAUACAGGAGAGGUUCCCAAUCUUUUUGCCAUAGAUGAGAAACAAGAAAUCAUAGAGGCAGUACGUCCCAUUGCCCAAGCUGGUAAUAAAAACUUGGAGCUGAGCCCUUUGACUCUGUUUGCCUUCUUUGUGGCACGCUGUAAAGAGAACCUGCACGUUGUUGUGGCAUUCAGUCCUAUUGGAGAUGCCUUUCGAAAUCGCCUGCGCCAGUUUCCAGCUCUUAUUAACUGCUGUACCAUUGACUGGUAUCAGCCAUGGCCUGAGGAAGCUCUUGAGCGAGUAGCCAACUCCUUCCUGGAGUCACUACAAAUGAAUGAAAAUGAGAGGCAGGAGGUCAUACCUAUCUGCAAGACAUUCCACACCUCUGCCAAAGAGCUUUCACAGAGAUUCCUUUCUGAGCUUGGUCGCCAUAAUUAUGUGACACCCACAUCCUACCUGGAACUAAUUGCAGCUUUUCGUCAACUUCUCACUCAGAAAAGAGACACUGUCAUGAAGGCAAAACAGAGGUACACCAAUGGCCUGGAUAAGCUAGCCUUUGCUGAAUCUCAGGUGGGUGAGAUGAAGAAGGAACUUGUAGACCUACAGCCUAAACUGGAACAGGCAAAGAUAGAGAACACCAAAAUGAUGAAGGUUAUCGAGGUGGAGUCUGUGGAGGUGGAAGCCAAGAGCAAAGUUGUGCGGGUUGAUGAGGAGGCAGCAACCAUAAAAGCCAAUGAGGCCCAGGCUUUGAAGGAUGAGUGUGAGAGUGACUUAGCUGAAGCUAUCCCUGCCCUGGAGGCUGCUCUAUCUGCCUUGGACACUUUGAAGCCCUCUGAUGUCACAAUUGUGAAGUCUAUGAAAAAUCCACCUUCAGGGGUGAAGCUGGUGAUGGCAGCUGUGUGUGUGAUGAAGGAGAUAAAGCCAGAUAAGAUAGCUGAUCCAGCUGGGACUGGAAAAAAGGUUUUUGACUUCUGGGGUCCGAGCAAGAAGUUGCUGGGUGAUAUGAAUUUUUUACGAGAUCUUAGAGUAUAUGACAAGGACAACAUUCCUGUCCAUGUGAUGCAAAAAAUCCGAAGUGAGUACAUGACUAAUCCCGACUUUAACCCCAGUAUAGUGGCAAAGGCAUCCUCUGCAGCGGAAGGCCUGUGCAAAUGGAUCCAAGCAAUGGAAGUGUAUGACAGGGUGGCAAAGGUUGUGGCUCCUAAGAAGGCCAAUCUUGGAGUGGCACAGGAGUCCCUGGCAGCUACCAUGGCCCUUCUGGACCAGAAGAGGGCUGAGUUGAAAGAAGUUGAAGAUCGCUUAGCAGCUCUUCAGAAAACUUUUCAAGAAAAGACAGAGGAGAAAGCCCAGCUGGAAUUUCAGGUGGAUUUGUGCGCCAGGAAGCUGGAAAGGGCGGAAAAACUCAUCGGUGGUCUGGGUGGAGAGAAGACCAGAUGGUCUAAAGCAGCAGACGACCUGCAGAACACGUAUGACAAUUUGACCGGAGAUGUUCUUAUCUCUGCCGGUGUCAUCGCUUAUCUGGGGGCUUUCACAGCUGGCUUCAGACAAGAAUGCACCAAGUUGUGGACCAAACUGUGCAAAUCUAAGAACAUUCCAUCAUCAGAUGACUUCUCACUCAGUAAAACUCUGGGGGAUCCCAUUAAGAUCAGGGCAUGGAACAUUGCAGGGCUUCCCAGUGACACUUUCUCUAUUGACAACGGCGUCAUUGUCAGUAAUUCACGCAGAUGGCCCUUGAUGAUUGACCCUCAGGGUCAAGCCAACAAGUGGGUCAAGAAUUCAGAGAAAGAUAACAGCCUGAGUGUAAUAAAGCUAACAGAUGGGGACUAUAUGAGAACUUUAGAAAACUGUAUUCAGUUUGGAACACCACUGCUGCUGGAAAAUGUAGGAGAAGAACUGGACCCUUCUCUGGAACCAUUGCUGCUCAAACAAACCUUCAAACAAGGCGGUGUUGAUUGCAUCAGGCUCGGGGAGAGUGUGAUUGAAUACUCCAAUGAUUUCCGUUUCUACAUCACAACUAAGCUCAGAAACCCCCAUUACCUACCAGAGCUGGCCACCAAAGUGUCCCUGCUCAAUUUCAUGAUAACCCCUGAGGGCUUGGAGGACCAGCUGCUCGGGAUUGUUGUUGCCAAGGAGAGGCCAGAACUGGAGGAGGAGAGAAAUGCAUUAAUCCUGCAGUCAGCUGAAAAUAAGAGGCAGCUAAAGGAAACUGAAGACAAGAUCCUAGAGACACUGCAGUCCUCUGAGGGAAAUAUCCUGGAAGAUGAGAGUGCCAUUCAGAUUUUAGACUCAGCAAAGAUCAUGUCCAACACAAUUACCAAGAAACAGCAGAUUGCAGAGAAGACAGAGAUCAAGAUAGCAGAGUCCAGAGAGGGUUACAGAGCUAUUGCAAACCACUCGUCCAUCCUGUUCUUCAGUAUUACUGAUCUGACCAACAUUGACCCGAUGUACCAGUACUCUCUCAGCUGGUUUGUUAAUCUCUACAUUAACUCCAUACAAGACAGUAACAAGUCCAAGAUUCUGGAAAGAAGGCUUCAGUUUCUUAUUGAUCACUUCACCUAUAACUUGUACUGCAACAUAUGUCGUUCUCUGUUUGAGAAAGAUAAACUCCUCUUCUCCUUCCUUCUCUGCUGCAAAUUACUACUAGCAAAAGGGGAGAUUAAACACACUGACUUUAUGUUCCUGCUGACUGGGGGAGUGGGCCUCCAGAACACCACUGCUAAUCCCGACCCCACCUGGCUACAGGACAAGAGCUGGGAUGAAAUCUGCAGAGCCAGUGAACUCCCUGGUUUACGAGGAUUGAAAGAAGCUUUCAUUAAAAAUCCAGAUGACUUCAAGUCCAUUUAUGACAGCAAAGAUCCAUGCACAAUUGGUUUGCCUGCUCCGUGGUGUGAACAGCUCAAUGAUCUGCAAAAGAUGAUCAUCGUUCGCUGUCUCAGGCCUGAUAAGAUACUGCCAGCUGUGGCUAAAUAUGUGAAACGCAACCUAGGGAAGAAAUUUGUCCAACCACCUCCCUUUGACCUGAGUAAGAGCUACUUGGACUCCAACUCUGCCAUUCCACUCGUGUUUGUGCUGUCUACAGGUGCUGAUCCCAUGGCUAGCUUGCUGAAGUUUGCCAGUGACAAGAACAUGGGUGGUGCCAAGUUCCAGUCUAUCUCUCUGGGUCAGGGACAGGGGCCCAUUGCUUCUAAAAUGAUAUCCACAGCCAUGCAGGAUGGGACAUGGGUGUGUUUACAAAAUUGCCACUUGGCCGUUUCCUGGAUGCCCAUGCUAGAGAAAAUCUGUGAGGACUUUAGUCUUGCAACAUGCCACCAAGACUUCCGCCUCUGGCUCACAAGCUACCCUUCAGCCAAGUUUCCAGUGACCAUCCUGCAGAAUGGAGUGAAAAUGACAAAUGAGCCCCCAACAGGACUCCGUCUCAACCUGCUCCAGUCUUAUUUGUCAGAUCCUAUUUCUGAUCCAAACUUCUUCAGCAACUGUCCCAAUAAAGAGCUGAUCUGGGAGAAGCUCCUGUAUGGACUGUGCUUCUUCCAUGCUCUCGUUCAGGAGAGGAAAAAGUUUGGUCCUUUGGGCUGGAAUAUUCCGUAUGGCUUCAAUGAGUCUGACCUGCGCAUAAGCAUCAGACAGCUACAGCUGUUUGUAAAUGAAUAUGACAAGGUGCCCUUGGAGGCCAUAACAUAUCUGACUGGAGAGUGCAAUUACGGUGGCCGUGUGACAGAUGAUUGGGACAGGCGGCUCCUGAUGACUAUCUUGGCUGACUUCUACAACAAGGACAUCAUUGAGACUUUUCGCUAUCCUUUCUCACCUAGUGGCGAUUACUGUGCCCCACCAAAAUCUAGCUAUCAGGAUUACAUUCUGUUUAUCAAGGAACUUCCAUUCAGCCAGCAUCCAGAAGUGUUUGGGAUGCACGAAAAUGUAGACAUUUCCAAAGAUUUGCAGCAGACAAAACUACUGUUUGAUUCACUGAUACUCACCCAGGGUGGAGGCUCCGAGGGCGGAACCCAUUCUGAGAGCGACAACAUGCUGUACGACAUAGCGAAUGACAUCCUCACCAAGCUCCCAGCUAACUUUGACACAGAAGCAGCUCUCUUGAAGUUUCCUGUGCUCUAUGAAGAAAGCAUGAACACAGUCCUUGUCCAAGAGAUGGAGCGCUACAACACGUUGUGCAGUUUGAUUCGUAUCAGCCUGCAGAAUUUGCUGAAGGCUAUUAAGGGAUUGGUGGUGAUGGAUGCAGAGCUGGAGGCAGUUGCAGGCAGUUUGGUGGUUGGAAAAGUGCCAGAGAAAUGGGCCAAGCGCUCUUACCCCAGCCUCAAACCCUUGGGCAGUUACAUUAAUGACUUUCUGUCAAGGCUCAAGUUUUUGCAGGUUUGGUUUAACACCAGCAAGCCCAAUGUGUUCUGGCUGUCUGGCUUCUUCUUCACCCAGGCCUUUCUAACUGGGGCCAUGCAGAACUAUGCCAGGAAAUACCACAUCCCCAUUGACCUGCUGAGCUUCGAAUUUGAGGUCCUUCCUUUUGACGAGAUACAAACAGCGCCUGAAGAUGGUGUUUACAUUAAUGGACUGUUUCUUGAUGGAGCUCGGUGGGACAAAGAAAGUGGAGUUCUGGCUGAGCAGUACCCCAAAGUCCUCUUUGACUCACUGCCAAUCAUCUGGGUAAAACCCACUCAAAAGAACAGCGUCAGUCAGCCUCAGAAGAUGUACAUUUGUCCUCUAUACAAGACCAGCGAAAGGAAAGGCACGCUGUCCACCACAGGCCACUCCACCAAUUUUGUCAUUUCCAUGACGCUGCCCACCAACAAGCGCCCACAGCACUGGAUCAAGCGUGGUGUUGCCAUGCUCUGCCAGCUUGAUGACUGAGAUCAGUCAGCACAUUGCUUUAAGAAUCAAAUGCUUUACUGCAGCUAUUCUCAAUCCUGCUUGGAUUAGUUUAAAUUUAGUGUUGCUUAAUACAUUAAUAAACACAAUGUCUAUGGC